AAUGACCGCUCCAUCCACAUUUACAAUUUUAACUUUCGGAGGUUUCAUUCUUUUCUCUAUAGCUGGAAUUGCAACCUCCAACAAGUAAGAAUUAAAACUAUUGAAGUUAAAUCUAUCAAAUUACUUUGAAGCUACUUCUGACUAUUGUGUCAGUCGUGAUGAUCUAUGAAUUUUUCUUCAGAAGCAACAAUGAGAAACCAGUUAUGAUUAAGUCACCAUCCAAACAAAUUAAUUUUAGUGCAUUCGAUAGGAAUCAAGAGUUCAUCCAAUAGCCAGAAUAUCGUGGUAUUUGAUUAUUGUAAUCAUUAAGUGCAAUAAUCAGAAAUGCUUAACACUCAAACAGAGUCUGUUGAAAGACAAGUCUCUAAAGAGAGAGAAAGAAUCUUGAGUAAGGAGCAAAGAAAAAAUAAUAUGAAAAUGCGUAACAUAUUUGAUCGUUAUUAUUGCAGAUUUUAUGUAAGACAGAGACAAUGAGGAAUGGCCUAUGCAAUUUAAAAAUGGCUCUUAUAGACAUUAUUAUCAGGAUGAUACUCGAUCAUAAUAUAGUUUGGCUCAAACUUAGUCUUAUUAAUAAAUUCAAACCAUGGGUAUGAGCACCUAUAAUAGUAAACAAUAACGUGGCACUCCAGAUUAUGAGAUCCAAUAGAAGAGUAAGAAUUCAGAAGUGAUCUUAUCUAAACUAAUAAAAAAAAUGAGUGAUGCUCAUUAAAAAGCAGAAGAGCUAUUUAUGAAUUCAUUCAUUCCCACAUUUGUUAGAGAAUUUUAGGAUCAUCUAGUAAAUGUGAAUAGAAUGAUGAAAGAACAUUUCCAAUAGAAAAUAAUUGAAAUUGAUAUCUUCUAUGCCAAUAAACCCUUUGAUAUCAAUUCCAAUAAACAUGAGAAAUCUAUUGGACUCAAAAGUGUCACAAUGGAGGAUGUGUUCUUUCUCAAGAAUAAAAUUAAAAGCAGAUCAAGAGAACCAGUAAAAGCACCAACUAAUUUUGAGAAAUUUGCAAAAGAGAAAGAAGAAUUCAUUAAGGAAUGUGAUCUCUUGGAAUUGUUUUGCAAUAUUUUAGAUGUGUCUCUCAUCAACAGAAAAAUAAGCUAUGAUAAGAAACUAUUCUUGACCAAAUUAAUAGACUUUUCAGAAAACAAUUGUAAACCAAAAUAUCUCUCCGAUGGUUUGAAUGAGAAAAUAGUUAGCGAUUAUGAAGUAAGCUUGUGUCUGUAUGUAGUUACUCUUUACUGUCUUUAUUAAUGUUCUCUUAAAAUGUGUUAGAUAUGAAAAACAAAAAUAUAAUAAGGAAAAUAAUGAAGUAAAUCUAAAUGCAUGGAAAUCCAUUGAAGUCAGUUUAAUUGGACUUGAGAGUCUAGGAAACACUGAAUCUGCGCCUCAUAAUCUAACCUCAAAUUAGAAUGAAUCUUCAAGUCAAACGUAAAAAUAAACUGAAUAGAUUAAGUAAAUAAAUAUACAUUUAAAUUAGAAAUCUAAUUAUCAAUCAAAAAAUAGAAUAAUAUGUUUCUGAACCUCAAUUUCAUUAUUACAGUGAUUGCAUAGUCAAGGCGUUGACUAAGGAUAAAGAGAUUAAGACAUUCAAAUAGGAGUACAUACUGUAUACCCCCAGAGUAAUAAAUUUGGUUAUUGAUCUUAGGAUUAAAACUCAUUGUUUUGUUUAAUAAGCUAUUAUCUACUUCAUUUGUUGAAUGUUCCCAAAUAGCAUUGGUAAUAAUUGUAAUAGAUGGAAAUGGAUUAAAAAAUGAUCAAAUGCUUAAUUAGAAUGGCAAAGGAUUUUUCAUAUUUAGUAGCAAAUGUGUGA
Molecule: messenger RNA, 1796 nt
Organism: Paramecium octaurelia
Lineage: Eukaryota; Ciliophora; Oligohymenophorea; Peniculida; Parameciidae
Source: the annotation of a GenBank genome assembly